Molecule: messenger RNA, 475 nt
Organism: Cotesia glomerata
Lineage: Eukaryota; Metazoa; Arthropoda; Insecta; Hymenoptera; Braconidae
Gene: ksh
Product: protein kish-A
Exons: 3
Coding region: 154-372 (72 amino acids)
Biological process (GO): intracellular transport; protein secretion
Source: RefSeq, a predicted model, not a curated record
UUAAUUACCACAUUACAGCUGUCAACCUAACCAAAUUACGAUUGUGGUCAGCAUGUUUUUUGUUUUGACGUGUCCAUAGAUUGAAAAUGUAUUGUUAAAUAUUUAUUUUUAAAUAGUUUAUAAUAUUUUCUCAAUAAAUAAAAACGUCUCACAAUGUCGGCACUCUUUAAUUUUCAAAGUCUCAUGACAGUAAUUUUAUUGUUGAUCUGUACAUGUGCUUAUGUGCGGUCAAUAGUGCCUCGUAUAAUAGAUGUAAAAAAAGUUGGAGUUGGGGGAAUAUUUUGGAAAUGUGCAAGAAUUGGUGAAAGAAAAAGUCCGUACAUAGCGGCUGGUUGUUUAUUCAUGGCAUUUAGCAUAUUGUUUUCUUCUUAAAAAAUAAAUAAUGGUUUAACUUUUUUUGUUCAUCUAUUUUGUAUAUUUCUCACCACUAAACUAAUUAAUAAAUAUACUUUGUGAAAUAAACCAAUCAAAUUCA